Messenger RNA from Telopea speciosissima, 1321 nucleotides. Its product is annotated as AMSH-like ubiquitin thioesterase 2. Bases 7 to 1152 code for a protein of 381 amino acids. Gene Ontology annotation, cellular component: membrane; endosome. NCBI's taxonomy places the organism in Eukaryota, Viridiplantae, Streptophyta, Magnoliopsida, Proteales, Proteaceae. Gene Ontology annotation, molecular function: protein binding; K63-linked deubiquitinase activity; metal-dependent deubiquitinase activity. The transcript is spliced from 12 exons. The record is from RefSeq and is a predicted model, not a curated record. Gene Ontology annotation, biological process: protein K63-linked deubiquitination.
AGGAAAAUGGAACCUUCAGCCUCAAGAAAGAAAUCAUUAACUGAUGACCGAUUCCCGCUCUCUUUCUACUACAGAAUCGCUGAUCAACUUGUGGACCAGGCUAAGACCUUUAGGGAUGAACAAAGAGUACAUGAUCUUUACACAACUCUAAGCAAAUAUUGCAGGCUUGCUGGGGUGUUACCUCAACAUAAGGGUUACACAACCUACUCUCCAAGAGAAAAGCUCCAUCACAAGAAGAUAUAUCAAGACUUCAUCCAGGAACUAGAAAUGUUGAAGCCUGUGGUUGGCCGUGAUUUUUGGUCUCAAAAGAAUAAUUCUCUUUCAAGCAUUACUGAGAGGAAGGUAACAAGUUGCUGUACUGUAGGAACAAAAAGUCAGAGUCUCACCAGAGCUUAUGAGGAAAAAACUGGGUUGGCAUCUGUUUUUACAGUGGAUACUACCACUGCAAAGGAUCGGAAUAUUAACGUGCAUACUGUUACGCUGUCUUCUCCUUCUCCCAGUCUUUCCUAUGUACAUAGCAUGCCUUAUGCUGGCCAUGUUUCACAUCUCAGUGUUGCUGAUUCAGAAGAUGGGGUCUCAAACUCCUCAUCAAAUGGGACCUCAGAAUCCAGGUUCCUUCAAGAUGUACAUAUUUCAGCAAGGUUGAUGGAAGAUUUUCUUGAACUUGCUAGAGAGAACACGGACAAGGAUCUAGAGACCUGUGGGAUUCUUGGUGCUUUUCUUAAGAAGGGGACCUUUUAUGUAACCACUUUAAUAGUUCCUAAGCAGGAAUCUGCUUCCAAUUCUUGUCAGGCACUAAAUGAGGAAGAGAUUUACGCCAUACAAAAUGAGCAGUCACUCUUUCCCAUAGGCUGGAUCCAUACGCAUCCUUCUCAGAGUUGUUUCAUGUCAUCAGUAGAUUUGCACACUCAUUACCCCUAUCAGGUAAUGGUGCCCGAGGCUUUUGCCAUUGUCAUGGCUCCAACUGAUACCUCAAGGAGCCAUGGAAUAUUUCGUUUGACUGAUCUAGGUGGUAUGCCUGUCCUGAAAGAGUGCCCAGAGAGGGGAUUUCACUCUCACCAGAAUCCACCUGAUGGUAGUCCACUAUAUGAGAACUGCUCUAAUGUUUAUAUAAAUCAAAAUCUGAGGUUUGAAAUCUUUGAUUUACGUUGAUUAGUGGAUGCUUAUGCUAGUGCAAGAGGAUGAUUAUAUGACAAAGUCCUUUGAGUUUAUUGGGUUUUAUGAGUUCAGUUAUGCUUCCAAACCAAACUGGCCAGAAAACUGUGUUUAUGUAAUAUACAUAUUUGUAAGUAAUGCAAUAUGAACUCUCUAUUUUGCUAUU